Molecule: messenger RNA, 762 nt
Organism: Striga asiatica
Lineage: Eukaryota; Viridiplantae; Streptophyta; Magnoliopsida; Lamiales; Orobanchaceae
Source: the annotation of a GenBank genome assembly
AUGGUAGGAUUUAGAAUCGGCGGCAUCUUCGAAACUGUCGUGGCUGGCUUCCUCCCGUCAUGGAUCCGAGAACCCCGCAGCUUUUAUAAAUCUGAUCGAUCCUCGUUUUACUCUCGUCAAAAUCUCGCUUUUUAUCAUCUGCGCGCGGGACCAGAAGAGAAUCAUCGUCUUCAUCAUCGCGCCAUCAUCUCCACCUUCUUCUCUGCAAAUCUGACCCCAUCACCACUUACCGUCCUCCGCCACGCCGCGAACAGGGUCCCCGCCGCGCUGCGACCUAAACCUGAUUUUCUCUCCGCGCCGCGAAGCCCUGCUCCGCCGCGGCGUGAACAGCAGCGCCGCGAUCCCUCUUCCGUCAGCGUUCAGAUCUCCCCGAUGAGACCCCAGCAACCGAGCCCUCUCAUUCUCUCUCGGCCGCCGAGCUCUUCGCCGAUGUUCUCCAGCCAUCAACGACAGUCACCGGCGAUUCAUCUCAGCCGUGAGUUUCCAUCGUCAAACAGCCCCCGGUGCGAACAAGUUCAGCGGCACACCGCCGGCCUUCGUUCAGGCCCGAACAGUAGCAGCACAGCCCGUCGGCUUCUGUCCGAUCAUCGCAGCAACCCAUUACAUCGUUGUCCGUUCAACCGAGCCGUCUCCAUGAACGGCUGCAAGUUGCCGGUACCGAGAAUUCGUUCGUCGAGCAGCAACUCGUUCGUCGUCGGAAGCCCCGCUCAGCCCGUUCGACGAAGCCUUAUUGCCGUCCACCACCAGCCUCUGUUCACGUGA